Molecule: messenger RNA, 1485 nt
Organism: Chara braunii
Lineage: Eukaryota; Viridiplantae; Streptophyta; Charophyceae; Charales; Characeae
Source: the annotation of a GenBank genome assembly
CGGCGGACCAUCGAGGCGUCAGGCACACCAGCCGUUCAACGCUGCUGGUAUCGCUGUUGCUGUGGCGUCCAAGUGAGCGUUCAUGUUGUUGCGUUUCGAGACGCUAUGGUUGCAUAUGUUAUGGCCGGACGUGCCAUGUUUGCUGCAGCUGCAGGCGCUCAUGCUGGGUCCCUCUGCUGGUGCAGCUGCUGUGCCCCUGCCUUUCCUCUGAUGGUCCGGCGUCGUCAAGGCGCCAGACAAUCGGAUGGUCCGGCGUCGUCAAGGCGCCAGACCAUCGGAUGGUCCGGCGUCGCCGAGGCGCCAAACCAUCGGAUGGUCCGGCGUCGUCAAGGCGCCGUACCAUCGAGGCGUCCGGCGCACCAGCUGCUCGACGAUGCUGUGGUUGUAGAUGUUGUGGUCGGAGGCGCUUCCUUUGCUGCACCUGCAGACGCUUGUGCUGGGUCCCUGCCUUUCCUGCGAUGGUCCCGCGCCGUGAAGGCGCCACACCAGCAGAUGGUCCGGCGUCUUCAAGGCGUCAGACCAUUGGAUGGUCCGGCGUCGUCAAGGCGCCGGGCCAUCGAGGCAUCCGACAUACCAGCAGCUCGACGCUGCUGUUCUCGUUGUUGCCGUGACGUCCAAGUGAGCGUUGAUGUUGUUGCAGUUCGAGAUGCUGUGGUUGUCGAUGUUGUGGUCGGAGGUGCUGCGUUAGCUGCAGCUGCAGUCGUUAAUGUUGGGUACCUCUGUGUUUGCUGCAGUUGUGCCCCUGCCUUUCCUCCGAUGGUCCGCCGUCGUCAAGGCGCCAGACCAUCGGAUGGUCCGGCGUCGUCAAGGUUUCAGACCAUCGGAUGGUUCGGCGUCGUCAAGGCGCCAGACCAUCGGAUGGUCCGGCGUCAUCAAGGCGCCAGACCAUCGGAUGGUCCGGUGAACACUGAUGUUUUUCUGGUUCGAGAUGCUGCGGUUGUGGAUGUGGUCGUCAAGGCGUCGGACCAUUCAGGCUUUCGGCACAGCAGCUGCUGCCGCUGCUGCAUCGCACUGUUGCUGUGGCAUGUGAGCAAGGGUUCGUGUCCCGCUGCACAUGUUGUGGCCGCGGUUGCUGACGCAUUUGCCCCAAUGUCCGUCAGUCUUGCUGUGGUUCCUCUGAUGCUGGGUCCCUCUGCUGGGUCCCUACCUUUGCUGGCCCUCCCGAUGGCACGGCGUCGUCAAAACGCCAGACCACCGGAUGGUCCGGCCUCGUCGAGGCGCCAGACCAUCCGAUGGUAUGCCAUCGUCGAGCCGCAAGACCAUCAGAUGGUCCGGCGUUGUCGAGGCGCAAGACCAUCAGAUGGUCCGGCGUCGUCUCGGCGCCAGACCAUGCUUCGAAGAUACUCUGUGGUACCCACUCGAGAGCAGAAAAGAGCUCCCCUUCAUGAAGAAUAGACUCCUAUGCACUGCAGCUCGCUGUCCGUACAGCGAUCUUCGGUUCAGAUGGUUCGAGAUGGUCGAGAGAAACAAAAGCUCCACUGCCCA